Messenger RNA from Triticum turgidum subsp. durum (durum wheat), 591 nucleotides. The record is from the annotation of a GenBank genome assembly. Lineage: Eukaryota; Viridiplantae; Streptophyta; Magnoliopsida; Poales; Poaceae.
AUGGCCACCAAGCUGCUCGCGCUCGCCGUGUCCGCGGCCGUGCUGCUGGCCCUGGCCUUGCCGGCGCCGGCGUCGGGGCAGGCCGCGCCGGCGGCGCCGUCGUGCACGGCGUCGCUCGUCUCCAGCUUCGCGCCGUGCCUCAGCUACAUCACCAACGGCAACAGCUCGUCGCCGACGGUGGGCUGCUGCCGGUCCCUGUCGGUACUGGUGAACGCCAGCACGGGCUGCGCGUGCCUCCUCCUCACCGGCAGCGUGCCGCUCGGCGGCGUUCCGAUCAACCGGACGCUCGCCGUCACCCUGCCCAGGGCAUGCAACUCCAUGGCCGUCCCGCUUCAAUGCAAAGAUGCGUCGGCGCAGCUCCCGGCUCCGGCUCCGGGCCCCGUCGCGGCCUCGGCCUCUCCCGCCAUGCCCCCGCUGCCCCCAGUGGCGCCCGAGUCGCCGCCGGCGGGAACCACCGUGGCGGUGCCACCAACGAGCCAGAGCCAGGGGCAGACGAGGCCGCAGGUGGCGCCCAGCUCUGCCUGGAGAGACGGUGCUCAUGUGCCUGAGUUGUUCGCAGUGAUCCUCGCAGUUGGAGCCAUGCUGGUUUGA